Molecule: messenger RNA, 2080 nt
Organism: Felis catus (domestic cat)
Lineage: Eukaryota; Metazoa; Chordata; Mammalia; Carnivora; Felidae
Gene: NFATC2IP
Product: nuclear factor of activated T cells 2 interacting protein
Exons: 8
Coding region: 60-1319 (419 amino acids)
Biological process (GO): positive regulation of transcription by RNA polymerase II; cytokine production
Molecular function (GO): protein binding
Source: RefSeq, a predicted model, not a curated record
CUGAAGGGGGCCGGGCGAGGCGUCUAGAGGCGGUGGACUGUGGUCGGCUGGUGUGUGCCAUGGCGGAGCCGGUGAGGAAACGGGGCCGCCGAUCCCGGGGCGGCGGUGUCGGCCGAGGGGCUCGCGGGUCCCGGGGCGGCCGGGGCCGGCGUCCUCGCGUCCCUCGGUCUCCAGGCCGGCCCACCCUGGACUCGGUGUUUGUGGACUUGGUCAGCGACAGCGACGAAGAUAUCCUGGAGGUCGCAACAACGCGCAGCGCUGCGGACUCGGUCGAAGUCCCUCACCCGGAGCCCCCAGUGCCGGCUGCCCCCCGGGACGACAGCGACAGUGACAGCGAAGGGGCGGACGCACCGCCCGCCGGAGCCCCGCGGGCCCCGGUCAGGCGGCGGCGGCGGCUGCUGCUGGAUCCGGGGGAGGCACCGGUUGUUCCGGUGUACUCCGGGAAGGUGAAAAGCAGCCUUCAUCUCAUCCCAGAUCACCUGUCCCUCCUGAAACUCUGUCCUCCAGAAGCUGAGGAAGAGGCCGAUAUGGCAGAUUGUAGCAGUCCGCUUGCUGAAGAUGCCCCGUUUCCAGAUUCGCCCUGGAAGAAGAAGCUGAGGAGUAGAGAUGCAGAAGAGAAGACAAAGGAGGCGUUUCUGUUUCAAGACACCUCUCCUUUGUCUCCGCCUCCUCCGAGAACCAAAAGCAGGAAGCAUACUCGGGCACUCCAGAAGUUAAGGGAGGUGAACAAACGCCUGCAAGAUCUCCGUUCCUGCCUGAGUCCCAAGCAGUGCCAGGGCCAAGAUCACCAGAACCAAGAGGAUGAGGUGGUCCUAGUGGAGGGUCCCACCCUUCCAUCGAGCCCCCGGCUCUUCCCACUGAAAAUCAGGUGCCGGGCUGAUGUGAUCAGGUUGCCCAUGAGGAUGUCGGAGCCCCUACAGAGUGUGGUGGACCACAUGGCCACCCAUCUCGGGGUGUCCCCAAGCAGGAUCCUUUUGCUCUUCGGAGAGACAGAGCUGUCCCCUACUGCCACUCCCAGGACCCUAAAGCUUGGAGUGGCUGACAUCAUUGACUGCGUGGUGCUAGCAAGUUCUCCGGAGACCUCAGAGAUGUCCCGCCUGCUCCAGCUGCGGGUGCAGGGCAAGGAGAAACACCAGAUGCUGGAAGUCUCGCUGUCUCCGGAUUCUCCUCUCAAGACCCUCAUGUCCCGCUACGAGGAGGCCAUGGGACUCUCAGGCCACAAGCUCUCCUUCUUCUUUGAUGGGACAAAGCUUUCAGGCAAGGAGCUGCCCGCUGAUCUGGGCAUGGAAUCUGGGGACCUCAUCGAGGUCUGGGGCUGAAACCCCGCGCCCUGUUUUGACGUGCCGCCUGGACUUGGGGGAGGACAGCUGCCCCUUUUGGCCCUGUAUGGGCUUAUCUUUAAGCUGAAGCAAAAUCUAGCAGCGAACUUUGACCCCCUCUCCCGUUGACCCUGGUUUCAAGCCGUUAGUUACUUGGUUAGUUGUGUGGUUCUUGCCGUCCUGGGUGGACUGUGGCUCCGCCCACUGGGUAUGCUGCGUUCGCAGCCCCCCAGGACACGGGGAAGGUAUCCCUCACUCCCACCGAGCCCCUUUCCUUCCUGGAAAUGUUUUUAUGCAAAUGUUUUUAUGCAAGUGCUCCUAUUUAGAGCGAGUGGGAAUAAACGAGGGGUGGGUGUGGAUUCCAGGCCUGGGAUGUCUGGGAGCUGGGACCAGCAGUGGCCCCAGGGGGCUAGCAGGUAAAGUUUGAGGCACCUACACGAGUGUGGUUCCCCGGCCUGCAGGAAGAUAAAUGGUCCAGGCCCCACACGCGCUCACUUAAGCCCAGGCAGACAGGGUCUAGUGGAUCCUCAGCUUUGGAUGUCUUCCUCACCCCAGGACCCUUUAUAGGCACCUUCCUGAGGCACACACGUUGUUUAAGACAAAACUGAACACCUCGAGCUCUUUUUGUUUGGAUCUCCCGAUGCUAGUCCACGAAAGGCUUCUCUGGUUUUACGGCUGUCUCUUCCCUGCUCAUGCCAGCCUAAGCACCCAUUCGAGUGUGCGGAUCGCGCGUCUUUGAAUACAAACGCAUCCUCCUAAGA